Melitaea cinxia (Glanville fritillary) is the source of this 1163-nucleotide messenger RNA. Its product is annotated as cuticle protein-like. NCBI's taxonomy places the organism in Eukaryota, Metazoa, Arthropoda, Insecta, Lepidoptera, Nymphalidae. The coding region runs from base 37 to 933 and encodes 298 amino acids. Gene Ontology annotation, cellular component: extracellular matrix. The record is from RefSeq and is a predicted model, not a curated record. The transcript has 4 exons.
UUUUUGACACCAAGUGAUCAGCGUGUCUCCUUUGAAAUGAAAUCCUUUGUGGCGAUAACCUGCCUACUUGCUCUGUCGGCGUCUUGCAACGCUGAUGGACUGGGGGGGCUUGUUUAUGCACCGGGACAUUCGUCUCUAGAAUACUACUCGUACCCCAAAUAUGCUUUCGAAUAUGCAGUCCGGGAUCCGCACACCGGCGAUAACAAAGCGCAAUGGGAGAAACGAGACGGAGACGUAGUAAUUGGUGCAUAUUCACUAGUGGAGCCCGAUGGCAGUUUGCGUGUAGUGGAGUAUAAAGCUGACGACAAGAGCGGUUUCAAUGCGAUCGUGAAGCGCAUCGGACCCAACCUGCACCCGGUCGCACCAGCCCCAGUUUCUAUCUACAAAGCACCUUUACCAGUUCUUGGUUAUAAGACAGACAUACCGAUCUCUGUUGGACCAGUUACUGGAAUAGACAAGCUCGCUAGUGCUCCGCUCCUAACUGGAUCGUACCUUGGCGGUGGUGCUAUUUCUUCCGCGUCCGUCUAUAAGAGUCCAUCUCCUGUAAUUGUGAAAGAAGUAGCUCCAAUUUCUCCAGUCAUUCAAUCUCCAAUAAUUUCCGAACCAAUUGUCAAAGCUCCAAUAUACUCCGCACCUCUAUACGAGCCGUCUCUACUCCAGGCACCAAUUCUUAAGAAGCCUCUAUUUCUACCCGAACCUAUAUAUCCAACAUAUUCUUCGCUGAAGUAUCCUCUCCCAGAAAAUAAACCGUUAGGCAAUGCUGGACUGGAAUAUGCUGGACUUUAUGACAUAGGUCUUUUGGGCAAAGGGCUCUUGAAUGAAAAAUAUAAUUUAGACUACAAAGGAUAUGGUGGAAUUGGAUUAGAUUAUAAAGGUUACGGAGAUUACGCUGACCUUGGAUUGGGAUACAAAGGAGGAUACGGUCGUCGUUAAUUGAAAAUAAAAUGUUACAUUGGAUUUACGUAAAAAUUAUAUUGAUGAAAAAAAUAUGCCGCUAUCUAUAAUACUUGGAUAUGUAUGCGACUUUAGUGCAAUGUUAUUUGCACUGUCUGAUAGUUGUUGAUAUAUAAAAUGUAUAAAUAUUAAUUAUUAAUUUAUGACAUAGGUUAGUCGAACAUUGUAUCAACAAAAAUAAAGCAAUCGCCACUGUGUGGCAAUUUAAA